Molecule: messenger RNA, 243 nt
Organism: Exophiala bonariae
Lineage: Eukaryota; Fungi; Ascomycota; Eurotiomycetes; Chaetothyriales; Herpotrichiellaceae
Exons: 1
Coding region: 1-243 (80 amino acids)
Source: RefSeq, a predicted model, not a curated record
AUGUACAAACAGCUAAUCCGACUAAUACUCAGCACGGGCCUGUCCUCGAACCAAGGACCCGUCGACGACGAUUUCUUCAAUGAACCCUCGACAAUGAGAGUUCGCCUGACGGCCGCGAACGCCAAAGAAGAGCCUCCCGUAGCCGACGCCUCGGUAACAGCGACUGCCGGUACUACUACGUACCAAACCAUUGCGCGGGGUAUGCCUGGCGCGAAGGUCCAUUAUGCUGCUGCUAGUGCCUGA